Molecule: messenger RNA, 2629 nt
Organism: Python bivittatus (Burmese python)
Lineage: Eukaryota; Metazoa; Chordata; Lepidosauria; Squamata; Pythonidae
Gene: ZBTB17
Product: zinc finger and BTB domain containing 17
Biological process (GO): regulation of cytokine production; negative regulation of transcription by RNA polymerase II; regulation of immune system process
Cellular component (GO): nucleus; nucleoplasm
Molecular function (GO): RNA polymerase II cis-regulatory region sequence-specific DNA binding; DNA-binding transcription repressor activity, RNA polymerase II-specific; protein binding
Source: RefSeq, a predicted model, not a curated record
GCACCUUCGCGGCGGAGGGCAUCGUCUUUCAGGCGCACAAGGCGGUGCUGGCGGCCUGCAGCGAGUACUUCAGGAUGCUCUUCGUGGACCAGAAGGACGUGGUGCACCUGGACAUCAGCAACGCGGCAGGUCUGGAGCAGGUGCUGGAGUUCAUGUACACGGCCAAGCUGACUCUGAGCUCGGAGAACGUGGAGGACGUCCUGGCUGUGGGCAGCUUCCUUCAAAUGCAGGAGAUCGUCCAGGCCUGCAACACGCUGAGGGCCCUCUCGGCACCCACGGGAGCUAGCCCGGAGACCCCAGCAGUGGCUGGGCAGGAGAAAAGAGCCAACGGCAGGCAUAAAGGGGAGUUGGAAGCUCCCGGGGAGCACGAGGAGCCCCCACCGGCCUCCUCCGGCAGCCUCCAGCGGGCCGAAGUAACCAGUCCUGCAGAGGCACCGAAGGAAGAGGCAGCGGAGGGGGACCGCGCAGCUGGCAAAAGGCCAGAUACAGACAAAGCGGGGGAAGAUGUGAAUGAGGGACAGCCGGAGGAGCUGCAGUUAGGCGUUCCCCCCACUGAAGAAAACCGCCAGACCUCCAGAGCUCUUCCCACUAGGACCAGGGAGGCUGAACCUUCAAUGCCGAAAGUCCCUGCCGAGAUGGAGGUGGAGCUGGAAGGCCGCGAAGAGGAAGAAGAUCCACCCUCUGAGGCGGAGGGGCAUGGCAAGAAAGCAGAGCCCAAAGCCACCAGGCUGCCCAAUGGCAGCAUUCCCGAGGAGACCGAGUCUGGGGGCACUGACUCUGGGCAGGAGAACGUGGGGGAGGCCAGGCUACUGCGCUCAGGAACAUACAGCGACAGGACAGAGUCGAAAACGUAUGGCUCAGUGACCCACAAGUGCGAGGACUGCGGAAAGGAGUUCACCCACACGGGAAACUUCAAGCGCCACAUCCGCAUCCACACGGGAGAGAAGCCCUUCUCCUGCCGAGAAUGCAGCAAGGCCUUUUCUGACCCAGCGGCCUGCAAAGCGCACGAGAAGACGCACAGCCCGCUCAAGCCGUACAGCUGCGAGGAGUGUGGCAAGAGCUACCGCCUUAUCAGCCUGCUGAACCUGCACAAGAAGCGCCACACGGGGGAGGCCAGGUACCGCUGUGAGGACUGCGGGAAGCUCUUCACCACCUCAGGCAACCUGAAGCGCCACCAGCUGGUACACAGCGGGGAGAAGCCCUACCAGUGCGACUACUGUGGCCGUUCCUUCUCCGACCCCACCUCCAAAAUGCGGCACCUUGAAACACACGACACUGACAAAGAGCACCAGUGCCCUCACUGCGAGAAGAUGUUCAACCAGGUGGGAAACCUCAAGGCCCACUUGAAGAUCCACAUUGCCGACGGGCCCCUGAAAUGCCGUGAAUGUGGGAAGCAGUUCACUACCUCAGGUAACUUGAAGCGCCACCUGCGCAUCCACAGCGGGGAGAAGCCGUACAUCUGCGUGCACUGCCAGCGCCAGUUUGCUGACCCAGGAGCUCUCCAGCGCCACGUCCGCAUCCACACAGGUGAGAAGCCUUGCCAGUGCAUGAUCUGCGGAAAGGCCUUUACCCAGGCCAGUUCUCUAAUAGCUCACGUGCGCCAGCACACCGGGGAAAAGCCCUACGUCUGCGAACGCUGCGGCAAAAGAUUUGUCCAGUCCAGCCAGCUGGCCAACCACAUCCGCCACCACGACAACAUUCGCCCUCACAAGUGCAGUGUCUGCAGCAAAGCUUUCGUCAACGUGGGCGAUCUGUCCAAGCACAUCAUCAUCCACACAGGUGAAAAGCCGUUCCUGUGCGACAAGUGUGGCCGGGGCUUCAACCGGGUGGAUAACCUCCGUUCCCACGUCAAGACGGUUCACCAAGGCAAAGCAGGGAUGAAGCUCCUGGAGCCCAGUGAAGGCGAGGAGCUCAACAUUGUCACCGUGGCCUCGGAUGAGAUGGUGACCCUGGCCACGGAAGCCCUGGCCGCCACGGCGGUCACUCAGCUCACUGUCGUCCCUGUAGCAGCUCCGGUCACAGCCGACGAGACGGAAGCGCUGAAGGCAGAGAUCACCAAGGCCGUGAAACAAGUCCAAGAGGCAGACCCCAACACCCAAAUCCUCUACGCCUGCGAUUCCUGCGGAGAGAAGUUCCUAGAUGCCAACAGCCUGGCUCAGCACGUGCGCAUUCACACAGCCCAAGCCCUGGUCAUGUUCCAGGCAGACACAGACUUUUACCAACAGUACAGCACUACCACCGCCUGGCACGGCGAGCAGGUCAUCCCAUCCGGGGAGCUCCUCUUCCGGGCACGGGAUGGGAGCGAUGCAUCGCCAGCCUUGCCAGAGACACCGCAGGCUGGAGAGUGACGGGAGAUGCUGCUCAGCCUCAAGACUGAUGCCAAAAGCAGAACUCCUGCGUCAGCUUGGGGAGCACCCCUUGUCCCCUGCAAAAGGACUGGAAAGGCUCUGCUCCAACCAGCCGCAGCCUCCCCCCCUCUGAACUUUCUGGCAUCGCUCACAGACCGCUAUUUAAAGCCACGAGUGCUACAUAAGACUGAUGUAAAAAAAAAUAUUUCUGUAUUGGAGAGACUACAUCUGCAUUAAUACUGAGAAGAAAUAAAGGCUGUUAUUUUCUAUGUUCAGAAUUA